Molecule: messenger RNA, 180 nt
Organism: Prunus armeniaca (apricot)
Lineage: Eukaryota; Viridiplantae; Streptophyta; Magnoliopsida; Rosales; Rosaceae
Source: the annotation of a GenBank genome assembly
AUGGGGGACUGGAACAAGCCUUGUAUAGAAGAACAUCAUCCAGGGGUGACGCUGUUGAGGGGCUUCUUUGAAAACUUGCUCAAGUCUUUCUUGGACAAUGGUGGGGAAAUUGGCCGGCGCCAUCUCAUGGAAGCAGCCAUUGCUGACAAAGAGUAUCAAGCUCUCUCUGUGGUGGACUGA